Messenger RNA from Spodoptera exigua (beet armyworm), 417 nucleotides. The record is from the annotation of a GenBank genome assembly. Lineage: Eukaryota; Metazoa; Arthropoda; Insecta; Lepidoptera; Noctuidae.
AUGCCGACGUCGAUGUUUGCGCAUCUAUUCUCGAUGGCGAUAUUCUUGACUGCACUGUUCGUGAUAUCUCGCGCUGGGCAGAAUGUGCAGAACAGCUCUCUGCAGCUUAGACAGAAGCUCUGCGAACUCUGUGUCUACACUUUAGACAAUGAAGAGUGUUACAAGCUGGCAAAGGAUUUACUUCGUUGCGUGCGCACGCGCCCCGUCCGUAUCCACGUGUUUGGAACGCUUGACGUGGACAUGUCAAUGCUACCUUCGAUCGUGGCAUUCUUCACAACGUACACAGUAAUAGCGCUACAGUUUAAUAAUGUAUUGUCGGCCAACAAGCUGGCUUUUGGGAGCAUACCGGAUUUUUGCAAUUUCACACCAGCUUUCGCUAAGGCCAUCAUAUCACUCUGGUCGAGCUGGAUGCAAUGA